Messenger RNA from Centropristis striata (black sea bass), 989 nucleotides. RefSeq names its product asialoglycoprotein receptor 1-like. Gene Ontology annotation, cellular component: plasma membrane. The transcript is spliced from 5 exons. Gene Ontology annotation, molecular function: transmembrane signaling receptor activity. The record is from RefSeq and is a predicted model, not a curated record. Lineage: Eukaryota; Metazoa; Chordata; Actinopteri; Perciformes; Serranidae. Bases 1 to 921 code for a protein of 306 amino acids.
AUGUCUGAGGAUAUCUACGCCAAGCCAGACCUCACCAAGAAAGUUAGAUUUCAGGCCGGUGAGAAGGAGGACGGAAACACAGACGACUGUGAUGACAUCGACAGUGUGAGGAUUUAUGACAACUGCUGGGCAGAAGAGAGCACGCCACAGGACAAAACACAGGACAAAACACAGGACAACACUACUGAGGACCAGCAGCAAAUUUUGACUACAGCCUCUCUGAUCAGCUGUUUAUUUGUGUCUGCAGUCUCUUCAGUCAGUGUGAGUCCAGGAAAGAGGACUUGUCUGGGAGCUGCUGCAGUGUUUCUGGGGCUGCUGUGUCUUCUCCUCCUGGUGGCCCUCAUUGUCCUGCUGGUCCUAUUAAUUCCACAAAGACACCAACUGACCAGAGAGAGAGAAGAAAUGAGAAGCCUCAAUCACAACUUGACCACCGAGAGAGAAGAAAUGAAACGCCUCAACCACAACCUGACCAACGAGAGAGAAGAAAUGAGAAGCCUCAAUCACAACUUGACCACCGAGAGAGACGAAAUGAGAAGCCUCAAUCACAACUUGACCACCGAGAGAGACGAAAUGAGAAGCCUCAAUCACAACUUGACCACCGAGAGAGACGAAAUGAAAAGCCUCAACCACAACCUGACCAGAGAGAGAGAUGAACUACAAAAAUAUAUUGAGACAACGUGCUGUCCUGACGAGUGGAUGAAGUUUGCCAAGAGUUGUUAUUGGAUGUCCACCUCAGAGAAAGUCUGGUCUAACAGCAGAAGAGAGUGUGAAACUCGUGGUGGACACCUGGUGAUCAUAUCGAGUCUAGAGGAACAGGAAUUCAUCAGCUCAUUUAACCAGAAUGUCUGGAUUGGUCUGACUGAUGAAGAGAGUGAAGACAACUGGAAAUGGGUCGAUGGAUCAGCAGCUUCCACAACGUAAGACAUUUUCUAUUUAUUAUUUAUUGACCGUCACUGUGUUACAUUCAUAAUGUGUCAUAACAGGCAAAC